Molecule: messenger RNA, 2361 nt
Organism: Metarhizium album ARSEF 1941
Lineage: Eukaryota; Fungi; Ascomycota; Sordariomycetes; Hypocreales; Clavicipitaceae
Product: Vps51/Vps67
Exons: 1
Coding region: 1-2361 (786 amino acids)
Biological process (GO): intra-Golgi vesicle-mediated transport
Cellular component (GO): COG complex; Golgi apparatus
Source: RefSeq, a predicted model, not a curated record
AUGGCAUCUGCCCCCGACCCCACGACCCUCACUUCGUCUGCCGACAUUUUUUCCGGAACUCACACCCUCCCGCAAAUUCGAUCCAUCCACAACUCUCUCCAUGUCCAUAUCGGGGAGAAGGCGGCUCGUCUACGGACGCAGGUCGGCGGCUCGUACCGCGAACUCCUAGGCACGGCUGACACAAUCGUUCACAUGCGAGACGAUAAUAGCCGAGUGCAGGAUCUUCUGGGCAAGAUGGGAGCCCGAUGCGGACGAAGCGUCAUCUCCUCCAAGGCGUCUGGGCUUGGCAAGUUUGUCACAAGAAACAAAGGUCCGGAAGCGAUCGAAACGGCGAGACUGAAGCUGGUGGAAUCGUGCGGUCUCGCGGUAGCGAGGAUUCUGAAAGGCGGUGCGGGAGUAGACGAGCACAUGAAGAAGGGCGACAGAUUGGUGCUGGCUACAAAGGUCUUUGUCAUUGGCCGACUGUUGGUCAAGAGCUUGAGGGAGGAGGCCUCGUCGGAGCACGUUCAGCAAGCGGCCGACGCCGCCGGUAAGAUGUCGGAGUCGCUGCGUCGACGUAUUCAACGAAACAUCGAGCGACUGCUUGAGAACGCGGACGACACGACAGACACGGAAGAUGUGGUCAAGGCAUUGUGCGCGCACAGUCUUGCGGACAGCUCUGGGGCGAAGCGUGCCAUCUGGCUCUUUCUCCGAGUGAGACAACGAGCUGUGGAGACGGCGUUGGACCUGGAGGAGAGCGAGCGGACGACCGGCGCCGAGGAUGUGAUCCGCAGCUUGAGACUCUACACCAAGACCCUUCUCGACGUCCAGGCCUUGGUCCCAGUCAAGCUGUCGCAAGCCCUGUCCGGCUUGAAGAGCUACACGCUGUUGGCGGACGCUGCUCUCAGAAAGCUCGAGUGCCUACGCUUGGACAUUUAUGAACGCUGGUGCAGCGAUGAAAUUCGGGAUUUUACACCCUUCAUCAAACAUGACGACCUUGACGGCAAGCAGGCGAGGGAGAUGCUCGGCACGUUUGCCGAAAGAGGUGGCCAGGUCGUCAUUUCUGGCUUGCAAAGGACGCUCGACCACAUGAUGGACUUCAAGUCCAUAACUGAUUUGCGAACACGCGUAUUGCAGCUUUGGAUCAGAGACGGCGGCCGGGCCAAGGGCUUCGACCCGCAAGUCCUGCAAGACGAGUUGCGCGAGGCCAUCAACACGCGAUUGCUGGCGGUCGUCGAAAUCAAAGCCACCAGGCUACGGCUCGUGGGAUCCGAGGUCAAGGCCACCCUCGAAGGAUGGCAAAGGGGCGUUUCAGACGAGUCUCACGGCCUCUGGGACGACAAGGGCUACGAUGCCGCCUUGUCCCACGGAGCCACGCCCUUUAUCCAGGAGGUCGUCUCCCGACUGUACGGUCGCAACGACGCGGUUUCGAGAGCAACUCACAGCUACGGCUCUUGGUUCCACAUCAUCGACGACGUCGAGACCGUCGUGGAGCAGCUGCGAAAACAGCGCUGGGACAACGACUACGACGAGAUCGAGGACGAGGAGACCAUCGAAGCGAGACAGAAGAUGCUUAGUCAGGAAGACCCCAAAGAGUUGCAAGAAAAGCUGGACACGACUCUAGACAAGGCAUUCCAAGAUCUGCAACACCAGCUACAGGACUUGUGGCGACAUUACUCCGAGCACGAGUCCGGCGGCGCCAUGGCCAUCUACCUCAUCCGCGUGCUACGCGACAUCCGCACGCGGCUCCCGGACCGCCCGGCUAUCAAGGACUUUGGAAUAUCGCUGGUUCCCAGCCUCCACAACCAAGUUGCUGUCAUGGCAUCAAAGUCCGCGACGGAGGAGUUUAUAUCCUCUGGUCUGUCGGAUAAGAGCGUGGCGCUGAAGCCGCUGUGGGAGGGCGAGCCCGCAAUGCCAAGUCAGCCCUCGCCAGCUGUGUUCCAGCUGUUGCGGGACUUGUCGCUGUCAAUGACGGAUCUGGGGGUCGAUCUGUGGACGCCUGCAGCGACGGCGGCGAUGAAGGGCUUGCUGAUGGCAAAGCUGUGCGCUGCGUGGCGCAAGGAGCUCGAUGGACUGUCCACAGACGCUACGCCUAGCGGUGGGCACGACGAUGGGAACGAGGAGAAGAAGGAUGCGGACGAAGAGGAGAAGCCCAAGGAGUCUGUGACGGCGGACACGGGGGACAUUUGUGCGCAGUGGCUGUUUGACAUUGCGCUUCUGCGCUGCUGCAUUGCCACGGGUGAAGGGGUGCACGACUUCGAAGAGCUGGACGGGCAAGUAUACGACAAGAGCGGGCUUGACGAGGCGGCGAGGAAGAAGAUUAACAAGAUGGCGCAAGACUUUUGGGGACGCGUCAAUUUGUUGUUUGGGUUCUUGGCAUAA